AUGGCGGAGGCGAGGAGCGACGGUGAUACCGGAGGCGAUACCGGAGGAGAUGGCGGCGUUAACGGGGGCGAUGGCGGCGGUUCCCCGGGGCCAGGCCGCGCGGAGCUCUUCAACACCGUGGUGGACACGUUCCUGGAGAAGCUGGUGGCGGCCGGGAGCUACCCGCGCUUCGCCAGCUGCUACCGCAGCUUCUAUAAGCUCCAACCGGAGCUGACCAAGAGCAUCUACAACCAGUUCGUGUCCCAGCUCCAGGCCUCCAUCAGGGCGGAGAUCCAGGAGGUGAUGGAGGAAGGGAACCUGAAGGCGGUCCUCGACUCCCUGGAUAAGAUCGUGGAGGAGGGAAAGAGCCAGGAGGAGCCUGCAUGGCGCCCCAGUGGGAUCCCGGAGGAGGACGCCCGCAGCGCCCUGGUCCCCCCUCUCCUGCAGCACCGCUCCUGCCUGCUCCGCGCCCUCCGCACCAAGCGGGAGGAGAACAGGAGAGCGGCCCAGGCCGUGCUGGACGCAAGGGGCCGCAUCCAGGAGCUGCAGCAGCGCCUCCAGGCCCACAGCCGGGGCUGGAAGGUACCGGAGCCCCCGGGGCCGCCUGCGUGGAGCUCCCUGGGGGCCGGAGCUCAGGGGCCCUCACCCUUCCCCUCGCAGGCGCUCAAUGGAGAGCAGCAGGAGCUGGUCCUGAGCCUGCAGCAGCCGCAGUGA
Neopsephotus bourkii (Bourke's parrot) is the source of this 693-nucleotide messenger RNA. RefSeq names its product polyamine modulated factor 1 (gene PMF1). Bases 1 to 693 code for a protein of 230 amino acids. Gene Ontology annotation, biological process: chromosome segregation. NCBI's taxonomy places the organism in Eukaryota, Metazoa, Chordata, Aves, Psittaciformes, Psittacidae. The transcript has 4 exons. The record is from RefSeq and is a predicted model, not a curated record. Gene Ontology annotation, cellular component: MIS12/MIND type complex.